Molecule: messenger RNA, 873 nt
Organism: Cryptococcus wingfieldii CBS 7118
Lineage: Eukaryota; Fungi; Basidiomycota; Tremellomycetes; Tremellales; Cryptococcaceae
Product: chorismate mutase
Exons: 6
Coding region: 1-873 (290 amino acids)
Biological process (GO): chorismate metabolic process; aromatic amino acid biosynthetic process
Cellular component (GO): cytoplasm
Molecular function (GO): chorismate mutase activity
Source: RefSeq, a predicted model, not a curated record
AUGAACUUUACCUCCGGCGCCGACGCGUUCCAGCUCCUCUCUUUGGACCAUAUCCGGAGCCAGCUCAUCCGUCUCGAAGACACCAUCAUCUUCUGCAAAGCGCAGUUUGCAUACAAUAAGCGGAUCUACGAGCCUGGAGGAUUCAAGAAUGAGAUCAACUUCGAGGGUAGUUGGCUUGACUGGUUCUUGUUUGAGAUAGAGUCUUUCCAUGCCAAAGCGCGGAGAUACACCAGCCCGGACGAACACGCCUUCACCCCGCUCGACAAACUCCCCAAACCCAUCCUCAAACCCCAAGAAUUCCCCUCCCUGCUCUACCUCCCCGCAGCCGAGCAUCCCUCCGUCAAUGUCAACAACCGUAUUCUCGACUUUUACAUAAAACAUAUUGUGCCUGGCGUGACCGUGGGCAAAGGCGGGUUGGAAGAUGAUGGGAAUUAUGGAAGCUCGGCUACGAGGGAUGUGGAGGUGUUGCAGGCGCUGAGCAGGAGGAUUCAUUUUGGCAUGUUUGUCUCUGAGAGCAAGUUCCUUUCUGCCCCGCACGACUUUAUCCCCCACAUCCUCUCUUCUCCUCCCAACACGGAAGCCCUCGCCGGCCUGAUCACCAAGCCCGCCGUGGAAGCCAAGCUCCUUGUACGACUUGCCAACAAGGCCCGGGUGUAUGGCGGUGAGAUGGACGCGGAUGGAAAGGUGAUUGAGGUGCCGGAUGAAGAGUUUGCGUUGAGGGGCAAGAUUGAUCUGGGGUCUGUUGUGGGGAUGUACAGGGAUUGGGUCAUCCCUCUGACCAAGGAUGUCGAGGUGGACUAUCUCAUCCAUCGCUUGGACAAUGUGCCGCAAUCCCAGAUUGAUGACUGGUUGGCGAAGGGCAAGAGUCAAUAG